AACAACUCUCUCUUCUCCACCAGAAAUGAAGGAGAGUUUCCUGGUUUUUGUCCUCCUCUAGCACCAACAAAUCCCCAAAACUAAACUCCCUUUUGUUUUUGUUUUUCUUUCUCUCAUCAUCAGUAAACAAUCUCUCUCUCUUCAGAGCCCAACAAGAAGAAGCAGCAAGCAAAACUAAGAAAGAAACAAGAGAAUUCGGUGUAAAAGAAAGACAAAAGGGUUUAAAUUUGUAAAUAUAUAUACAUCUCUUUCUAUUGCUUCUUCUUUCAAUGUCAAAUAUCACAGGUGAAGGUGGAACCUUCUCUUCUGGGAAUACAACUGCUGCUGUUGGAGAAGCAGAUGUUCAACAGCAGGAGCUGCUUAUUAAUCACUUGAACUCCAUAGCUUCAACCACUGUUGCUACUUCUACUACUAAUGGCUCCACUGCUCAGCAACAUCAGCCUUCAACAGUUAAAAAGAAGAGAAACUUACCAGGAAAUCCAGAUCCUAGUGCAGAAGUUAUAGCUUUAUCACCAAAAACCCUCUUGGCAACAAACAGAUUUAUCUGUGAAAUCUGCAACAAAGGUUUCCAAAGAGAUCAAAAUCUCCAAUUGCAUCGGCGAGGACAUAACCUACCAUGGAAACUUAGGCAAAGAACAAGCACAGAAAUCAGAAAAAGGGUUUAUAUUUGCCCAGAACUUUCAUGUGUUCAUCACAAUCCAGCUCGUGCAUUAGGUGAUCUCACAGGAAUCAAGAAGCAUUUCUGUAGAAAACAUGGAGAAAAGAAAUGGAAAUGUGAUAAAUGCUCUAAGAAAUAUGCAGUUCAAUCUGAUUGGAAAGCUCAUAACAAGACCUGUGGUACCAAGGAGUACAAAUGUGACUGUGGCACCAUCUUCUCCAGGAGGGAUAGCUUCAUCACUCACAGGGCUUUUUGUGAUGCCCUAACAGAAGAAAACAACAAAGCAAAUCAAGGGUUAGUGCCCAAAACAGAAACAAACUUGCAAAGCCAAGUCCCCAACCUUAUAUCCAUUCCUAUUAACAACAAUCAAGACCAGCCUAUGAUAAUGUCCAACCUUAGCAAUCUAGACACCAGAAUCCCACUGUCUCUACCCCAUGAGCUCAUGCCAAUCCCAACAAAACCCUCAGGAGCCAUGUUUUCAAGUGGCACAACAAGCCUUUUUGGUGGUGGAAGAAGCUUGUCUAAUUGUUCCUCAUCCUUUCAGUUGAGUGCAAAUUCUUCAACAGUCUUUGAAGGAAAUGCGCAUAUUUCUGCUGGCUCAGUUUCAAUGUCUGCUACUGCAUUGCUUCAAAAAGCAGCUCAAAUGGGUGCAACUGCAAGUCCCACGACUCACAAGAGCUUUGUUGCUGGCAUGGCAUCCUCAACAUUUGGUCCAAUGCAGAACUCAAAUGACCAGUCUCAAGUGACAGCAGGAGGCAAUGGAGGAUUCAUCAACCAGUUUUUCAAUGCAAAUGGUGGGAUUGAGAAUCCAGCUGCAAACGAUGUGGGUUUGAUAAAUGGGGUGUUAGAUCAAACCAGUGGAUUAUUCAAAAAUAUUGAGCAGAAAACCAGCAACGAUAAGAGCUUUUUUCAUGGUGUAAAUUCCAGUCCUGGUUUAAUUUCGAGUGGAUUAACGAGGUUUAGCGGGGACGUGAUGACUGUUGAUUUCUUAGGAGUAGGAGGAUCAAGACAAAGGAAUCUCCAUGAGCACCACAAACAGGAAAUGGAGUUUAGAGGAAUUGUUCAUCCGAGAAUUCAUCAAGGUCUGGGUCAAUUUGAGCAAACAGCUUUGGAGAAACCCAUGUGGGAUGUCUGAAAAAGAAAAGAAUAACUCAUAAUUUCUAGCUAGUCCUUGUAUGAGUUUCUCUCGUUACCUCUUUUCAAAAAGAAGAUUUUUGCUUCUUUUUUCUGUUUCUA
Molecule: messenger RNA, 1894 nt
Organism: Manihot esculenta (cassava)
Lineage: Eukaryota; Viridiplantae; Streptophyta; Magnoliopsida; Malpighiales; Euphorbiaceae
Product: zinc finger protein GAI-ASSOCIATED FACTOR 1
Exons: 3
Coding region: 270-1793 (507 amino acids)
Cellular component (GO): nucleus
Molecular function (GO): DNA-binding transcription factor activity
Source: RefSeq, a predicted model, not a curated record